AUGGCGAGUUCAGACACAGCCUUGCAGAGUCACUGCAAGACGAGUGGCAGCCCUGUCCACAGGGCAGCAUUAAAGACUGAUGCUUCACGGGGGAUUGUAGAAGAUAUGCAACAAAUGAAAAUCAAACACACAAAAAUAAUCAAAGAACUGGGCAAUAUAAGGAAAGAAAACCAGGAACAGACUAUAACUACUAUGAAGAAACAUUAUGGUGAUAAAAUGAGGAGUGUGAAAGCCCAGUUAGAAGCUUACCAAGAGCUGAUGAAUAAGAGGAGCACGCACUGGCAAGUUACUAUUAAGAAUCUGAGGGAAAGGAACAGACAGCUGAGCCAAGAUAAGGAAGAACUUCUUCACCAAAUAAAUCAUCAAACAGAGAAAUGGAAAGAAGAAAAGACUUGGAUUCUAGAGAAUGUGUCUAAAAACCUAGAUCGUCUUUACGCCCAGCACAUCUUGACUUUGCAGGAACUUCAGAACCUCAGUCUAUAUGUGGAAAAAGUGCAUGACCUUGUGAAUUUCCGAAUAAAAAAUCUUCAGAAAAAAUCUGAAAAGACAGCAAUAGAAAAGGCAGAUGUGUCAGUGGUUUUAGAAUUAAAGGCAGAACAGGAACAGACUAUAACUACUAUGAAGAAACAUUAUGGUGAUAAAAUGAGGAGUGUGAAAGCCCAGUUAGAAGCUUACCAAGAGCUGAUGAAUAAGAGGAGCACGCACUGGCAAGUUACUAUUAAGAAUCUGAGGGAAAGGAACAGACAGCUGAGCCAAGAUAAGGAAGAACUUCUUCACCAAAUAAAUCAUCAAACAGAGAAAUGGAAAGAAGAAAAGACUUGGAUUCUAGAGAAUGUGUCUAAAAACCUAGAUCGUCUUUACGCCCAGCACAUCUUGACUUUGCAGGAACUUCAGAACCUCAGUCUAUAUGUGGAAAAAGUGCAUGACCUUGUGAAUUUCCGAAUAAAAAAUCUUCAGAAAAAAUCUGAAAAGACAGCAAUAGAAAAGGCAGAUGUGUCAGUGGUUUUAGAAUUAAAGGCAGAACAGGUAGCUGAUAAAGAGAUGAAGCCUGAAUGGUUGGUGGAAAAAGGUUAUCUUUGGGAAGCACGGGUCAUGCUGCAAAAGAUACAAGAAUCUUUGGAUAAACGAGAGAAAGAAGUCGCUGAGCUUCUACAAAGUGCAAGGAGAUAUAGCAAAGCAUUGAAACCUCAAAUCACAAUGCAAAUAUUCUUGAAAACUCUUGUCCAGAGGGUUCACAAUAUAUACUGUGAUGUCCCCGAGGCACAGCAGUACCUCCAUCAGCUUAUCAGGAAGAACAAGGAUGAAAGGGCUGAUCGGAAAGAAGCCUUUAAUAAUGCUCAGGCUGACAUUCUCUCCUAUAAAGUGUUUUAUGGAAAUGAACCUAUGGAUGACAAAAGGACACAGGUCUUGACGAAGCUUUUCAGAAAUCUUGGGAGAGCCAAGUCUGAAUUAGAGUAUGUUGAAACAGAGGAGAUUGUGUUUGAUUGUAUCCAGACAGGGGAAAUCCCCAACUGGAUUAAAAAGGAUUGUCUUUAUGUAGCCUUGACAGCGGACCCAGGAAAAGAUAUAUACUCUGCAAAGACAAGCCACCUGCCAGACGAAGUCAUGAAGAAGUUUAAAUCACAAAUCAAGGCUGCUAAUGAAACAAAGGAACAGUAAAAGAGAUACCAGCCCUGGAGCAAGGUCCCUAUUUUAGAGGUGGACACCAGGUAGGUAGCCUGGAAAGAAGAGGUGCUUUCCUCUGUACUUCUGGAGUGGAAACUGGAUUGGAAGAAAUACAAGCCUGUUCCUUACUACAGCAACUACUUACUGCUACUGCUUAACUGCCAGCAAAGGUCAUAUAGCCAUUUAAGCAUUUUGAAAAUUAUACUCACUUUAAUAAAUGAUUUGAAGGCAUCUUAAAAAUGAUAGCACUGUGAUGACCUGAAAGAGUUCCUGACUAACAAAGGCGUCCAGGA
Struthio camelus australis is the source of this 1958-nucleotide messenger RNA. The record is from RefSeq and is a predicted model, not a curated record. NCBI's taxonomy places the organism in Eukaryota, Metazoa, Chordata, Aves, Struthioniformes, Struthionidae.